CCAAAAUCAAAAUCUAACCACAGAUUUCUUUAUUUAUUCAGAACAAUAUAAUCCUGUACCAAAUUUUGUUUUCAGCUCCAAGAAAACAAAGAGAGAGAGAUAAGAACUAAUUAUUUAUAUUCAAAUAAUUGAUUUUUAUUCCCAAUUGGCUUUUUCCACCCUCCAUUUCCACCCCCUCGAGCUCAAAUAAUCUUCCAUCUUCCCCACUUUCCCAAAACUCCAUUAUCUCCUACCUCAAAACAUCAUUAAGAACCAGAAGAUCAAAAACCAUGGUGGUGUUCGACAAGGACGCAACCUCAUCCUCCCAAACCCUCCCUCCUUUCCCACGCGAGGACACGCCUCUCCUCGGAAAACGCUCCCAUCUCUCCUCACAGUCCAAGACAUUCGCCAACGUCUUCAUCGCCAUCGUCGGCUCCGGCGUGCUGGGCCUCCCUUACACCUUCAAGAAAACCGGAUGGGUUUUCGGCUCUGUUAUGCUCUUCUCUGUAGCUUUUCUUACCUACCACUGUAUGAUGCUUCUGGUCAAAACCCGCCGGAGGCUCGAGUCCGAUAUGGCUCUCUCCAAGGUCAACUCUUUCGGCGAUCUGGCCUUUGCCGUUUGCGGCCCAGUUGGGCGAUUUGCGGUUGAUGUCAGCAUCGUGCUGGCUCAGGCUGGGUUCUGUGUUAGUUACAUGAUUUUCAUAUCGAAUAGUUUGGCAUAUGUGUUCAACUAUUCUGGCCCGGAUCGAGUUCUGGGUAUGAGUCCGAAAAGCUUGUAUCUUUGGGGGUGUUUUCCAUUUCAAUUGGGGUUGAAUUCGAUUCCCACACUGACCCAUUUGGCUCCUUUGAGUAUUUUUGCUGAUGUGGUUGAUCUUGGAGCUAUGGGAGUUGUUAUGGUUGAGGACGUAAUGAUUUUUCUGCAGAAUCGGCCUGCUUUGCAAGCAUUUGGGGGCUUUUCGGUUUUCUUCUAUGGUCUUGGUGUGGCUGUUUAUGCAUUUGAAGGGAUUGGGAUGAUAUUGCCAUUGGAAUCUGAGGCCAGAGACAAGGACAAGUUUGGCAAAGUGUUGGCUUUGGUUAUGGCCUUCAUUGCUUUGUUGUAUGGAAGCUUUGGGGUCCUGGGUUACUUUGCUUUUGGGGAAGAGACUAAAGACAUAAUCACUACCAACUUCGGGCAAGGCUUGGUGAGCACUCUAGUCCAGUUGGGUCUCUGCAUAAACUUGUUCUUUACUCUACCAUUGAUGAUGCACCCGGUUUUCGAGGUUGUGGAGAGGAGGUUUUGGGAUGGGGGGUACUGCUUGUGGCUGAGGUGGGUUAUGGUGUUUGGGGUCUGCUUGGUGGCUCUUACAGUGCCUAAUUUUGCAGACUUUUUGUCACUGGUGGGGAGCAGUGUUUGUGUGGCUUUAGGGUUUGUGUUUCCUGCUUUGUUCCAUUUGAUGGUGUUCAAGGAAGAGUUGGGGUGUCAUGGGAUGGUUUUGGAUGGGACUAUUGUGGUUAUUGGGGUGAUUAUUGGAGUCUCUGGAACUUGGUCUUCAAUAGCAGAGAUUGUUGCACCCAAAGCUUGAGGAUUUUGAAGCCGCUAAUCAAUUGAAGUUUGAUUGCUGUGUCAAUUGUACUAUGGUGCAUUACUUUGUUAAUUGUGUGAACUUUGAACCAUUUGUAAGGCAUAAUGUUCGAGCUAAUAGAGAACUUUCUUUUUGUGGUGUUGUUCUUUUGA
Molecule: messenger RNA, 1693 nt
Organism: Rosa rugosa (rugosa rose)
Lineage: Eukaryota; Viridiplantae; Streptophyta; Magnoliopsida; Rosales; Rosaceae
Product: amino acid transporter AVT3B-like
Exons: 1
Coding region: 270-1541 (423 amino acids)
Biological process (GO): amino acid transmembrane transport
Cellular component (GO): vacuolar membrane
Molecular function (GO): amino acid transmembrane transporter activity
Source: RefSeq, a predicted model, not a curated record